Molecule: messenger RNA, 681 nt
Organism: Gordionus sp. m RMFG-2023
Lineage: Eukaryota; Metazoa; Nematomorpha; Gordioida; Chordodea; Parachordodidae
Exons: 1
Coding region: 1-681 (226 amino acids)
Source: RefSeq, a predicted model, not a curated record
AUGACCAUUAUUUGUAGAACAUGCAUGAAAGGGAUACAUAAUAAUGAUAACCUAAAAAAUGGUGGUCUGGAUAUUGGCAAUGGGCUAACCCUAGAAAAAGUGGAUAAGUUUUGUUAUUUAGGUGAUAUGCUAAACGCAGAUGGUGGUGUAGAUUAUGCCGUUGUUGCAAGGAUCAGACAAGCAUGGAAGAAGUUUAGAGAGAUGUCGUUUAUUCUUACAAAUAAAAAAGUUUCUCUGAAGUUAAAGGGGAAAGUUUACGUAAGCUGUGUGAGGAGUUGUUUAGUUUAUGGCGGUGAAACAUGGGCAAUGAAAGCGACUCACGAGGCCAAAUUAGAAAGAACAGAGAUGAGGAUGGUUAGAUGGAUGUGUGGGGUAUCUCUGAGAGAGAGAAAAACCAGCAAGGAAUUGCGAGCAAGAUUAGGUAUAGAAAUGAUUGGUAUGGUAAUGCGACGAAAUAGACUAAGAUGGUUUGGGCAUGUGGAACGUAUGACAAGAGAUGACUGGGUAAAGAGAUGCACAAUGAUGGAAGUAGGAGGAUCAAGACCUAGAGGAAGACCCAAGAUGACGUGGACAAAUGUGAUAGCGGCAGAUAUGAGAAGCAUGAAUCUUACAAGUAUUGAUGAUCAGGACCGUCAAAAAUGGAAAAGAAAAAUCAGAGGGAUAACUGGCCUACUUGGGUAA